CCCGCCCGCCCGCCAUUAAUGCCCCCAGCUUCCUCCACCUCCUACUGGGGCAAGUGGUGAAACGGUGCGGAAAAGGUCAGCCUCCCUUCCCGUGAUCGGCCGACCAAGAGGACGGAUAAAGGCGGAGGAGGAGGAGCUAGCUACUACUCCGUCCCUAGUAUAUAUCGAGCUUCCUCGGACGGGGCGGAAGGGGCGUCAGUUUCAGUCGAGCUCGUCCCGUACCUCCAGCUCGAUCGCCUUCAACUCAGGGGGCUCCAUCUUCACCUAUAUCGAUCGCCGGCCGCGCGCCAUGGGGAACUGCUUCGGGAGCAGGAUCAGCUCCGACACCAGCUCCGCCUCCCCUUCUACUUCAGGGUGGAGAUGGAGGAAGAAGGGCGCCGGUGGCCUGAGCACCUCGAGCAGCCGGGUCUCGUCCUCGCCGUCGACCACGACGGUGCCCCCCACACCCAAGCGGAGCGAGGGCGAGAUCCUGCAGUCGGCCAACGUCAAGAGCUUCGCCUUCACGGAGCUGCGCACGGCCACCCGGAACUUCCGCCCCGACAGCGUGCUCGGCGAGGGCGGCUUCGGCUCCGUCUUCAAGGGCUGGGUCGACGAGACCACCUUCGCGCCCGCCAGGCCCGGCACCGGCAUGGUCAUCGCCGUCAAGAAGCUCAACCAGGAGGGCUUCCAGGGACACCGCGAGUGGCUGGCUGAAGUGAACUAUCUAGGGCAAUUGUCGCACCCGAACCUCGUGAGGCUCGUCGGGUACUGCCUCGAGGACGAGCAGCGGCUCCUCGUCUACGAGUUCAUGCCACGAGGGAGCCUGGAGAACCAUCUUUUCAGAAGGGGCUCGUAUUUCCAGCCAUUGUCAUGGAACCUGAGGAUGAAGGUCGCGCUCGGGGCGGCCAAGGGCCUCGCCUUCCUCCACAGCGACAAGGCCAAGGUCAUCUACCGCGAUUUCAAGACGUCCAAUGUCCUUCUCGAUUCGAACUACAACGCCAAGCUGUCUGAUUUCGGGUUGGCAAAGGAUGGGCCGACCGGUGACAAGAGCCAUGUCUCCACGAGGGUCAUGGGCACACAUGGCUAUGCUGCCCCUGAAUACCUCGCUACAGGGCAUCUGACGGCGAAGAGCGACGUGUACAGCUUCGGCGUGGUGCUGCUGGAGAUGCUGUCGGGGCGGCGCGCGCUGGACAAGAACCGGCCCUCGGGCGAGCACAACCUGGUGGAAUGGGCACGGCCGUACCUGACGAGCAAGCGCCGGAUCUUCCGCAUCCUCGACGCGCGCCUCGGCGGGCAGUACUCGCUCGCCGGCGCGCAGAAGGCGGCGGCGCUCGCGCUGCGGUGCCUGUCCGGGGACUGCAGGGUCCGGCCCGGGAUGGAUCAGGUCGUGGCCGCGCUCGAGCAGCUGCAGGACGCCAAGGACGCCGCGGGGUCGGGGGCGGAGCAGGGGAAGGUCGGUGGCGCUAGCGGGUUCGUCAGGAUGCGCGGCGUCGUGGGCGGGAGCGGGCGGCAGCAGCGGCCGGAGCCGGCCGCGAGGCGGCAUUAUCCGAGGGCAUCGCCGCUGCCUGAGUGAGCGGCGCGGCGGUGCCAUCAUCUUGAUCGAUGGAUUGUUGUAAAAAUGGCAGGAUUAUCCUCAUGUUAAUCUAGUUUCUGAAUGUUAAUCUAGUGCUUCUUGCUUC
Molecule: messenger RNA, 1658 nt
Organism: Lolium rigidum
Lineage: Eukaryota; Viridiplantae; Streptophyta; Magnoliopsida; Poales; Poaceae
Product: receptor-like cytoplasmic kinase 176
Exons: 6
Coding region: 290-1552 (420 amino acids)
Biological process (GO): protein phosphorylation
Molecular function (GO): ATP binding; protein kinase activity
Source: RefSeq, a predicted model, not a curated record